Molecule: messenger RNA, 5096 nt
Organism: Fundulus heteroclitus (mummichog)
Lineage: Eukaryota; Metazoa; Chordata; Actinopteri; Cyprinodontiformes; Fundulidae
Gene: agtpbp1
Product: ATP/GTP binding protein 1
Biological process (GO): proteolysis; C-terminal protein deglutamylation; protein side chain deglutamylation
Molecular function (GO): metallocarboxypeptidase activity; zinc ion binding
Source: RefSeq, a predicted model, not a curated record
UCAGCAGGGCGUUUCAGAGGCAAACAGUAGCCGUCUCCCUUAUCUGACUCGGUCCACCCUCAGCUGGACGGCGGCUCCUUUUUCAUGCAGAUGACAUGACCUUCUGACGUGGGGGAAAAAUGAACAAGCCCAAAAUGGCCACGGAGAAGGGUGUUCCCAGUAACUCCAGGGUGCUGAUGCUCCUCAGCCAGCUGGAGAGGAUGAAUGGGGAGGCCAUGCUGAGAGAUGUAGAAACGGCAAGACAGGUCACAGCAAAGAUCCUUCAUCUCAUACAGACGCAGGCGGUGAAUGCCAUUUCUUUGGGCAAGAACGGCGUGGUAGAACUCAUGUUCAAGAUUGUCGGGCCGUACAGCAAGAAGAACACGAGCCUCUUUAAGGUAGCUCUGGAUGCACUGGGAGCACUGCUCAAAUCAAAAACUAAUGCUCGCCGUGUGGUGGACAGUGGCCAUGUGCCCGCUUUGCUCGCACUGUACCUAGAUUGGCAUCGCAACGACACUCGACACCGAUGUAUGUUGAUUCGGAAAGGAUUGCUGGUCUGCCUCAGAAACAUAACCAACAUCAAACUGGGCCGGAAGGCAUUCUUGGAGGCCGACGGCAUGAGAAUCCUCUACAACUCCUCCACUGAGUGUCUACCGGUGCGGACGCUGGACCCUCUGGUCAACACUUCAAGCCUCAUCAUGAGGAAGUGUUUUCCUAAGAAUCGCCUGCCUCUGCCUACCAUCAAGUCAGCUUUCCACUUUCAGCUGCCGCAUGUCCCACCGGGGGGGCCUGUGGCUCAGCUGUACAGCCAGCCUCCUGGGGUGGAUGAUGUGGUGGAUGAAAGUGAUGAUAACGAGGAGCCAGAGGCAGAGACGGAUACUGACAACGAAGAAGAUAAGGAUCAGUGUAACCUGAAUGAUGAUAUUGAAACAGAUAUCAACAAGCUACAUCCCAAAAGAACCAUUGGAUGCCCAUUUGAGGAGCUGAAGGUCUAUCAGAAGUUUUUCUCAGAGCUUUCUGAAGACUUUCAGGAUUAUAGCUUUGAACUUUCAAAGAGUGCCUCUACUACAUCUUCAUCAACAUAUCUCUACUCAUCAUCAUCAGCUCGGUUCUCCCGGCCCGUCGUGGUGCCCACGGCCCAAACCCCGUCCCCAAAGCAAAUACCAGAUUCUCAGGACGUUUGCAACUCUGUCAAGGAACAUCAGACUCUGCCCUCUCCUUCCCCCACUAGCUCUCAAACUCCUCUUGACCUGGACGCGAUCCACCUGCGUAAGGACAAAGAUAAGAAGGAGGACGCCAACAUUCCAACCCCCGACGGACACGCCGCUCCCCCCUCCUUCUGCAGGUCUCCCUCUCAAGACCACAUGAUAGAACAGGAGCUAUCCCAUCCACUGGAGUGCGUCUCCCUGGAGGACAAAGAGAAUCAGAGCGCGGAAGCCGUGUCCGAGAGGGUCAGAAACGAAGGAUCCCCAGUCAACAACUUGAGACACAUACAGUCGCCUUUGCUCCUGGGUGGGUUUCCAGUGCGUCGCGUAGGCGGGGGAGGCAGCAACGUGGGUUCGGAUUGUGGCUCGGAGGGGGCCGAAGACGAAGGAGGAGAAGCUGCGGUCCUCGAGGUGCCAGACACCGCUCAGCUCCUGCCGCUCCAUGACCCGGACCUUUAUGUCGAAAUGGUGAAGGGGACGCAGUCAGUCCCGCAGUAUGCUGAGGUGGCCUACCCAGAUUACUUUGGUCAUGUAGCUCCAAUGUUUAAGGAACCUCUUCUGGAGAGAAUCUAUGGCGUUCAAAGGUCCAAGAUAUUUCAGGACAUUGAGCGGCUGAUUCAUCCUAAUGAUAUCCUGGAUAAAGUCGUUUACGACAUUGAUCAUCCCAGUCCUGUGAUUGAAGAAAACGGUGAAUCGCUGAAGUUCAACUCUCAGUUUGAGUCAGGCAACCUCAGGAAGGCCGUUCAAGUUAGAAAGUAUGAGUAUGACCUUGUUCUGAACGCGGAUAUCAACAGUAAUCACUACCAUCAGUGGUUUUACUUUGAAGUAAGUGGCAUGCGAGUCGGGGUUACGUACCGUUUCAACAUCAUCAACUGUGAGAAGUCAAACAGCCAGUUUAACUAUGGCAUGCAGGCGUUGAUGUACUCUGUGCAGGAGGCCAUCAGCGGCAGGCCUCGUUGGGUCAGAACAGGAACAGACAUCUGUUACUAUAAGAAUCACUUUGCAAGAAGUUCUAUUGCAACGGGGGGACAGAAAGGGAAAUCGUAUUAUACUCUGACCUUCAGCAUAAACUUCAGCCAUAAGGAUGACGUCUGCUACUUUGCCUAUCAUUACCCUUACACAUACUCAACGCUUAAGAUGCAUCUUUCCAAACUGGAGGCCAUGAGGACCCCUCAGAUCUACUUGAGACAGGACGUUCUGUGCGAAACCCUGGGCGGAAACACUUGUCCACUUCUAACCAUCACUGCCAUGCCCGAGUCCAAAUCCAGUGAUCAUAUCUGUCAGUUCAGGAAUCGGCCAGUGAUCUUCUUGUCAGCCAGAGUGCACCCCGGAGAGACCAACGCCAGCUGGGUGAUGAAGGGCACGCUAGAGUUCCUCAUGGGCACCAGCCCGCUGGCGGUGAGCCUGCGAGAGGCCUACAUCUUCAAGAUAGUCCCCAUGCUCAACCCUGACGGAGUCAUUAACGGAAAUCAUCGUUGUUCUCUGAGUGGAGAGGACUUGAAUCGCCAGUGGCAGAACCCCAAUCCUGAGCUCCACCCCACCAUCUACCAUACUAAGAGCCUGCUGCAGUAUCUUGCAUACAUACAAAGGGCACCGCUGGUCUUCUGUGAUUACCACGGCCAUUCCAGAAAGAAGAAUGUCUUCAUGUAUGGCUGCAGCGUGAAGGAGACGGUCUGGCAGUCCAAUAUCAGUGCAACCUCGAGCGACUUACAGGAGGACCUUGGAUACAGGACUCUUCCCAAGAUCCUGUCCCAGAUCGCCCCCGCCUUCAGCAUGGCCAGCUCCAGUUUUGUUGUGGAGCGCUCCAAAGAGUCAACUGCACGAGUUGUUGUUUGGAGAGAGAUUGGAGUGAAGCGCAGUUAUACCAUGGAGAGCACACUAUGUGGCUGUGAUCAGGGCAAAUAUAAGGGACUCCAGAUCGGCACCAGAGAGCUUGAAGAGAUGGGAGCUCAGUUCUGUGUGGCCCUGCUGAGGCUCAAGAGGCUGACUGGGCUCCGCAAUCACCAACAUUUGUUGGAUUUGGAGAGUGAUAUCAUCGGAACACACUCAAAACCCGUCAGCAGCUGCACAACUACGUAUGUGCUGGAGGAGGAUGAACCGUCCUUUCUGGAGGCGAUAGACUACAGCGCGGAAAGCAACGACGACGACGACGCGGAGCCUGAAAGCGAUCUCUGUGGCGAAGUCCAGGAGAGUUUGGAUCAGCUGUCGGACUCUGAAAGCAAUCACAGGGACUAGUGCUAAUCCUCCUUCACAUGUGGUGGUUUGAGCUUGUAACUAGUGCUUGGGUUAUUAGUUGAGCAAAGUUAAAAGAUUUCACUACAAACAGAAAGAGGCCUCACCUCCCACCUCGUCUUGCGCAUAAAAGCCUUUGUCACACCUCAACUAUGGGAUGGAUUAGUUUUGGUCAGGCCACUCUUAGCAGCUUGUUGCUCUUGAAGGUGCAAACACCCUCUGCCUUUCUCUUCAGAUAGACCAGUAUUAAUUAGCAGCUGCAAAAAUCUGGGACGGAUUUCACUGAAUGUUUUCACCUUUUCAGCACUAAACUAUAACCCUCCUAAACCUCAGACACCAUACAGCCUCUGAGAUUCACAUGUAAAUAACCAGAGCGACAGGCGCCGCUGUAGUUUAGGGAAACCUCUAUCACCUGCAACAGUUUGAUGAAAACCUCCCUUCAAGUGAGAGAACCCACCAGCCUGCCUUGUUCAUGAAACAUCAGGUGACUCGUCCUUGUGUUUCAUGCUUUAAAGAUCACCCGACGUCAUUCGUAACCCCUCUCUUCCCAGUUGAUCACAUUUAGCCCAAAUUGAAACUCUUUAUAUCACAUGAAUGUAAAACGUUCACUUCUUUAAGAAAACGGACCUUAUACUCGAUAUAUAUAAUCAAGAUAUCAACACAGACUCAAACAAACACGCACAGCAGUUAGACGUUUAGGUUGAAUGUAUACUGUCGGUGUUAUUUGUUCUCGUAAUCCACAGUAUUCUAAAGCAGUAUGAACAAUAAGCAUGCGCGUCAGAAACCAAAAAAAAAAAAACAUCCUUUGCACUGUUUCUACAACUAGUAAACACUUGAAACCAACAACAAAUUUGAGUGUAAAACAUGCUUUAUGUGUUACAUAUAACCACCUCUGAAGUUCUCAGAGCCCAGUAAAAGGGUGAUGCUCACAUUGUUGUGAUGUUAAGAAAAAAACGAGACUGGAAAUUUUGCCACCUUUUUUUUAUUUUAUUUUUUUUUUAUCUUUUUUUUUUUUUUGAGUGCAAGUUUUGCUCAUUUGUAGAAUGUCCUGUCAAUGAAAGCAGAUGGUACUGCGUGUUAAGAGUGGGAAAUAGUUUGGGAUUUUCCUUUUUAAAGUUUAUGGAGAUGUUUCUUUUUGGUUUGUACAGAUGGUGCACGGCUUAUUUGUUUUUAUUUGUAUUAUUUUUAACAUAUGCAGUCUUUAAUAUGCACCCUGCAUGUUUGUACGACUCGUUUCUAGUGUAUGAAUUCAAAUUGUGUGCGCCCAUGAUUUUAAGUUAUUCCAUUAUUCUGCUCAGCUCUUAAAGUGUGCUUCUGUUUAUCACUUUCCCUUUGCCUUUUUCAUUUCCUGUCUUUUCUUCCAUCACAGACCCUUUAAUCCUCUUCCUCUGUCCUUUGGACUUCAUGUCCUUUUCAAAUUUUGCCCAUGAGCAUCUUAAUAACCCUGAAAAACCCUGAACAGUGUGUGUGUGUGUGUGUGUGUGUGCGCGUGUGGUUAUUUUGUUGUCAUAUACAACUGUGUGCUAUUUUAUUUAUGUUUGGAACAGUUGAUGUUUACACUUUGUGGGCUGUAUUUUAUUUGUUGGCUUGUAAACCAGCAGAAAUAGGCUAUUUUAAAUUGUGUGGCAUAAAGUUGAUGGUAAAAGUAAAGUAUUGGGAAAUAAAAUGUGAAUAUGAAAA